Molecule: messenger RNA, 676 nt
Organism: Myripristis murdjan (pinecone soldierfish)
Lineage: Eukaryota; Metazoa; Chordata; Actinopteri; Holocentriformes; Holocentridae
Product: RING finger protein 224
Exons: 1
Coding region: 1-654 (217 amino acids)
Biological process (GO): protein ubiquitination
Molecular function (GO): ubiquitin protein ligase activity
Source: RefSeq, a predicted model, not a curated record
AUGAUUGGAGAUCCUGCCUCAGCGUCCCUCCAGGGGCCAGGAGAACCAAAUGCUGUGGUACCCAGCUCUAGCCCUGGAGGCCCCGGGGAGCCCAUGGAAGUAGAGUGUCCCAUCUGCUACCAGGAGUACAACCAGUACAACAAAUGCCCCCGGAUGCUGGAGUGCCUCCAUGUCUUCUGCACCGAGUGCCUCCAGCAGAUCCAGCUCUGCCCCAGUGAGCCUCCAGACCCCUGCAGCCCGCCGGCCAUCCCCUGCCCCCUCUGUCGCCACCUCACCCCGCUGCAGACUGGGGACGCCCUCUCCCUCCCCUGCAACUCCCGCAUACUGGCCAGGCUGCCUCCUACAGCCUUCCGCCUGCCCCUGACGAUGGCGGCCCAGCUGGCCACCGUCACCCAGAGAGUCGUGCUGUCCCUGGAGGCUGACGGCCGGGACACUCGCUUCAUCAUCCUGCCCACCGUCAGCCUCCAGGUGCAGCAGAUGCACCCAGACCGGCCACACGGCACAGCGCCGGGCCUGGUGGGCGAGGUGGAAGUCAUGAUGCAGCACAGGAAGACCCUCCUCUGUGUGCAGCUGCUGGCCCUCGUCUUCUGGGUGCUGUUUGUGAUCACCUGUGUGGUCGGGGUGGUGUUUGGGCCCAAUUUCUUUAACAGAUGAGGGUGAUGGGAGGUGGCAGAGC